AUGGCCACCCCGCCGCCCGCGCCGCACGGCCGCAGAAGACGGGGACUGCCCAGCAGCGAGGCCGACCGGAACCACUCGGCUGGGACUUCCGGGGAGGCCGGACUCGGUUUCACAGGGACCACUUCCGGGACGCACCGGAAGCUGCGCUGUCGGGGAAGCACCCAUUGGCCAUCACGCCGGAAGAGGCGGUUCUGGGGCUCGCGCCAAGGACGCACCCGGAAGCCUAGCAGGAGGGACGCCCCGCCGACAAGGAGCGCGUCGAUUUCGAGUGUCGCCAAACGGUGGCGCUGCCGCCUCGCGCAUGGCGGAGACCCCGGCGGUUCCUGCUCUCCUUUGGCCAGCAGCGGGCACCGCCUCUGGGAUUUAGGCCUGCGCUCUCCAGUUGCCUCUUGGCCUGGUCCCCGGGGCUCCAGAUCGCUGGGAGGUCCAGAGGUUGCCAUUGCCGACUGGCCCUCAGUGUCUCUGCCAGUCCAGGGAUCCCAGUUAUCUGGAUCUCCCCCUCUAGCCUGGAGGAAAGUUCUGGAAGCCAAGGCUGCCCGGGCCAGGGGCCUGUUGGAGCAACAGCUGUGCCAGGCCAAGGCUGCAGUGCAGAACUUCUGGCAAAAGCACCUCAACAUCUGUCAUCCUGACAUCUUUGUGUCUCCACAGCACCCCAACAUCCAUGCUGAGUCCAUCGUCUGCCUGUCCCUGCUGGAGCUGACGCAGAAGCUCCAGGAAGGGGUCCUGUGCCCAGAGCUCGUGGUAUACAGCUACAUGGAGCAGGUCCUGCAGGCACAGAAAGAGCUGAAUUGCCUCACUGGCCUCGUGCCUGGCUGGGAACAGCAGCUGCAGGAACUGCAGCAGCGGCUGCACCGUGGACCCCUGUACGGCGUCCCCAUCAGCCUCAAGGACAGCUACCAGUGCCAGGGCCAAGUAUCUAGCUGCGGCACAUUCACCUUGCUGGACAGUCCUGCCAUGGAGGACAGUGUGAUAGUGAAGGUGCUGAAGAGCCAAGGGGCUGUGGUGUUCGCCAAGACCAAUAUCCCGCAGGCCAUGAUGAGCUACAACAGUGGCAACCCUAUCUUUGGAAAUACUCUGAACCCCAAGAACCACAAGAGAAGCCCCGGGGGCUCAUCCAGUGGAGAGGCUGCGCUGAUCGCCACAGGGGCUUCCAUCCUGGGCCUGGGCACAGAUCUGGGUGGUAGCAUCCGCUUGCCUGCCAGCUUCUGUGGGAUCUGUGGCUUCAAGACUACGAGUGCCCGGCUAAGCUCGAAGGGUGUGACACCGAUACUGUCAGGCGCGAAGUUGGUGACAUCCAGCCUGGGGCCCAUGGCCAGGGAUGUGGACAGUCUGGUGCUGUGCAUGCGGGCGCUGCUGUGUGAUGAGCUGUUUCGCUUGGACCCCACCGUGCCUCCGCUUCCCUUCAAUGACCAGCUCUACUCCUGCUCCAAGCCCCUGCGCAUAGGCUACUAUGAGUCUAACGGCUUCUUCGAGCCCCUGCCCUGCAUGAAGAGAGCAAUGCAGCAGAGCCAGGAAUUGCUGGAGAGGGCAGGCCAUCAGCUCAUCCACUUCCCAGUUCUACAGAUAGAGUACAUGACUUUCGAGCUCUUUUAUGGAAGUUUCAUGGCAGAUGGAAUGGAGACCAUAAGAGAACUCUUGUGA
Molecule: messenger RNA, 1641 nt
Organism: Suncus etruscus (white-toothed pygmy shrew)
Lineage: Eukaryota; Metazoa; Chordata; Mammalia; Eulipotyphla; Soricidae
Product: vitamin D3 hydroxylase-associated protein-like
Exons: 13
Coding region: 1-1641 (546 amino acids)
Biological process (GO): fatty acid catabolic process
Molecular function (GO): amidase activity; fatty acid amide hydrolase activity
Source: RefSeq, a predicted model, not a curated record